AUGGUCGAGAAAGAGAUUAGGCAGAAUGUCACGGACGCUUCGAAGUUCGCCCCCCAAAGGCAGGAGUACCUUGUAGGUCCCUUAAAGGGCAGCCGUGAUGCCAUAGAGAACGACGACCUCAAAGUAGUAAGGGUGAAGCACAUGGAACUUCCUAUUGGGGAUCUUGUUUUUCCUCUUGCGAUUUCGACGAGUUUGGACAAGGGGCCGCCCCAGCUUGAUGAUCAGAACUGUUUUGUGCAGGGGUCUAGUCUAAAGGACAAAGGCCUCACCUCGAUCACUGAGGACCCAGACAACAUCUUCGAGAGUGGGAUUGACUUGUGUGAGGGAUCUAUUCUGGAGUACGACUGCUACCACUUCAGAGAAGACAGCACACACAGGUCGCUUUUGGCUUACGUCUUGGCGCAGCGUGUGCGGCUGAUCAGUGUGGAGCACGCCUUCAGCAAACUUCCAGAAAGGUGUCUCGAUCGUUUGGUGAGCGAGUUCCCUUAUGACCCCACCUCAGAGCGCGAAUAUUUGAUGCCGUCCAUUUUCAGCAAAACCCUCUGCGCUCUCAGACCUCCCGCCGCCUUCAAAAGAAGGGGGAGAUCCGUGAGGCAGCAGAACGAUGCCCAGACGAUGCACUGCUUCCCCGGAGGUCAGCAAGGACGGUUGCAGGCCUCUCUGAGGGAGGGCGAGGGAGGCGAUGAGCCUAUGUCUGCAGAAAGCAUUGCAGAUGCUAGCGACAUUACAAUGGAGCCAACAGUUGAUGCGCCGUUGGCACUCAAAGAUGCAACAGCCAGCGGCUUCCUCCCUCCUGAGGAACCUCUGCUUGGUGCAGAUGAUGAUGACAUCGACCAUGCAUCUGAGGCUGGUGCACAGCCCCUCUUAGAGGAUCCCCUCGCAGUGGAGGACAGCAAUCUGCCUUCCACGGUAACCCCAUUGCUGACGGGAAGCAGCAGCCCAGACCAGCCUCCGGACAGCGCUCCACUCAUCGACGAGGACACGACUCAGGGCGUCCAGCGGCGAAGCGCUUUCAGGCUCUUUUUCCGAAGGCCAGUUCCGUUUUGGUCGGCAGGCCUCGUAUGCAUUGGGACCCUCCGCGAGAAGCGCAGCCGCCUCUCAGGACUCCGCCGAUCACAGGCUAUGUCCUACAGCCAGGCACUGGGAGCCAUGCGAUUCCUUUCGACCAUUUCAUGGCAAGAGCCCAAGUCAGAGCAGCUGAACUCGCUCGCCAACAUCAAGGACACCUCCGCCCACAACGUUCCCUCUAGACUUUUUUACCAGCUUCGUUUCACGCCUAGGCUCGCAGCAUCUGAGAACAUGCCUACGGCCUUCACAGCUCUCUUUGGAGCUCAGUUCGUGGAUCAGAUGACACUUCUCGAUGUGACAGCCAAAAAAAUCAUGGAUGCCUGGAAGAAGUGGCGAAAAGACCGACUCGAAAUCAAGAAGUGGAGUCAUCGCUCCACUUCGCCUGGACGCCGACGCAUCCACUCCUACCAGGCUUCUAUAACGUUGAUUGACAACCUCACAGGCGUCGAGCAGACAUGGAAGACAGAGGACGCCGAUGGUGAUGAUUGGCCCUAUGGUAUACUCACGGACAGGUUUAAGGAGCAGGUUAAGGAACGCCACAUGCAGCAAAUGUUCAUCGAAGAGUUCGUCCCGAUGAUCUCAACUUAUCCUUACAUCCGUCGUUUGAUCCCCGGAGAAGAGACCAGCAAAUUGAUACCUGAUCCACUGCCGGUGUACAUUCAGCUGCCAACGUUGUCUGGAUGGCUUACUGGCAACAACUCGAUGGACUUGAGCCACCACGGUCGAGAGAAAUGGGUCUAUGCAAGCAAUGAAAGCAAGGAUCGCGGCCCUAUUCACUCGAUCGGCGGGCGCCGCGGGGAUCAGAUCGACCAGCUGAACUUCGUCGGUCAAAGCUCUGUCCCCUUGCCAGAGCACGGCACCGGCGGGGAAGAGAUGCCAGAGAAGGUCUUCCAAGGGAAGAUUUGUGGGCUGGACGUGGGAUACUGGAAGGACUGGAUGCAUCGCUUCACGGUUUUCAAUAGCAAGAACGCCGCUGAUAGCUGGUCGCUGUUUGAUAUGGGGCAUCGCACUGCCCCUGCCGGGAGCCUCUCCUACGGUUUCUGCCGCAUCGCACCGCUCAGCGGUUACGCAGGUCCUUCGGUGGAAUGUACCAGAAGGUACAACAUCGCCCUCGUCAUCGACUUCACUCAGGACUUCUGCUUUGCGUCUGCAUUGCACUGCUUCGUAUGCAGUCCGUGCAAGUUUGAGUUGAAAGCACCGCAGAUUGCGCUGCACUCCGAGUUCAUGUCAUAA
Symbiodinium necroappetens is the source of this 2301-nucleotide messenger RNA. The record is from the annotation of a GenBank genome assembly. Lineage: Eukaryota; Dinophyceae; Suessiales; Symbiodiniaceae.